This is a messenger RNA of Gavia stellata (red-throated loon), 1375 nucleotides long. It is a transcript of the gene UBE3D, whose product is annotated as ubiquitin protein ligase E3D. Gene Ontology annotation, biological process: protein polyubiquitination; proteasome-mediated ubiquitin-dependent protein catabolic process; protein autoubiquitination. The transcript has 10 exons. Gene Ontology annotation, cellular component: ubiquitin ligase complex; cytosol; nucleus. Lineage: Eukaryota; Metazoa; Chordata; Aves; Gaviiformes; Gaviidae. Gene Ontology annotation, molecular function: ubiquitin protein ligase activity; ubiquitin conjugating enzyme binding; cyclin binding. The record is from RefSeq and is a predicted model, not a curated record. Bases 1 to 1167 code for a protein of 388 amino acids.
AUGGCGGGAGGGUUUCUGCUGGAGAUCAGGCGGGGGACGCAGAGCGCGUUGCUGAUUAUCCGGUACGAAGCGGGCCUGCCGAGCUCGCCGGUGGAUGUUACAGUGGCCGCCGACUGUCUGGAAGUGAGAAGCGGCGGGAGCUGCGAGGCGGCGGCGCUGCCGGCAGAGGUCAGGCUGGCCCCGUCCUCCUGCCGCGGCCUGCGCCGCGUCCCUGGCGACGGCCUGCACCUGCGCAUGCGCCUGCGCCGCCCGCCGCCGAGCGCCGAUUUGGGUUUUACUUUGAGGGAAAGCCUGAAACCCCAGAAGAAUUACAUCUUUUACUGUCAAACCUGUGGUGACAUCAUAGUAAAAGACCGGAAAUUUCUCAGAGUUCUUCCUCUACCAAGUGGAAACUGGAGUGCUUUAGUUGAAGAGUGGUGUUGUCACCCAGACCCGUUUGCCAGAAGCACUUUGCACCCUCAGCAUGAUGACUGUUUUCUCGGAGACACUUUUUUUCUGUUGAGUUCAGGAAAUGAAUCACAUGUGCCUGAAUCUUCCAUGUGCUGCUCAGAGUCUGGACACUAUGCUUCUCAGAGUGGCUCCAACUUGAAAUCAAAGGAAAAUACCAGAGUAAUUUGUAAGCGCUGCAAGACCAUGCUGGGAGAAACAGUAUCAUCAGAUACCAUUAAAUACUAUGUCACCGAGGUGAUUAUUCGGCCGUCUGAGGGACGUUUCAGCAUAACACCAAGGUCUCAAUUCGUACAGAGCAUGAUUGCUCAGUGUCUUGUGGAAUUGUCCUCUGCUAAAAGCACGUUUAGAUUCACCAUAAAAGGGGAUAAUGGAAAAAUCUAUAUUCUGAUAUGGCUUUUAAAUUCUGACACAUUGCUCGUGGAGUCUUUAGGAAGUCCUUCCUCCCACAGUGUUUUUACACUAUUUGGAGAUAAUUUCAUACCUAGCUCUGGACCAGUGGAGACCUGGAAUGCUGUCAAAGUCCUUUACCAGCCGUGCAUUAAAAGCCGGAAUAAGGACCUUGCUGAUGCAUGGGAAAAUGAUAUUGGAGUUCAUCCUUUAAAGUUUCCAUCAGAAACAUGUUUGGAAUUACUGCUGAUACUGGGUUUGAGUACUGCCUCUCUGCCACCUUCACUUCGAUGCAUGAACUCUUUUCAGGUUGCCUUUUUGAAGAUGUGAAGAACGCAGAUACAUUUUGAAAACUAUUCUGAAAUUCAUUUUCAGCAGAAAUGUACAGAUAACUUCCAGUGGUGUGACUUCGAGGACAAAAUCUACUGGCAAUAAAAAACAAAAUGGGGGUGUGGUGUGUUAUUUUUCAUAUCUGGAUGUGUUUCAAAACCAAAGACGGAGUUAACUUUUGCAUCCGGUGCAUUCUUAGAUGUCAUUC